CGUGUGCGUGGGUGUGUGCACGUGUGUGUGCGUGUGUCACUGUGACUCCUGGGUCCAUCCAGGCUCAGUGGGCUCAGAGCGGAGGCAGCGGGGCCUCCCAUAACCCCUGCAGCACCGGCCUGGCUUCCUGGAGAAGAAACCACAAGCAGAGGCCCGGGCUGAGGCUCACAGGCUGGGGCACCGCCUGCGUGCGAGGGCGCCCGCUCCUGCGCAGAGAAAGGGCCCAGCGGGCGCAGCACAGGCCGAGCGGCGAGAGGGGCGCUCGGCGCCCGCCCGCUUCCUGGCCCUGGGAUGCCACUUCCCGCCGGCGGACACGCGGAGCAGCGAGCGAUGGCCCCGGGCCUGUGGCUCUUCCUCGUGGUCGCUGGAUCGCUGACGGCAGGCCUCUCAGGUCACCCGUCGCCAGCCCCAUCCAGCCAGCCCAGCCCCAGCCCCAGCCGUGCCGCGAGCCAGCCCGCAGAGCCAGGGCAGCGGCUGGAGGUCCGCCUGGUGAACGGCAGCGACCGCUGCAGCGGGACCGUGGAGGUGCGGGCAGGAGGGUCCUGGGAGCUCCCAUGCGGGGCGCCCUGGGACCACAGCGCCUCCGAGGCCUUGUGCCGCGCGCUGGGCUGCGGCGGGGCCGAGUGGGGGCCGGACCAGCCCACCCAGCUGCCGGGGAACGCCAGCAGCGGGACCCCGAACGCCACGUGGGCCCUGGCGCCCGUCAUCCUGUGCAGCAGCAGCGAGUGGCAGCUCUGCAGGGUGGAGCAGCACCCGUGCGACCCCGACGGGCAGCCGGCCCAGGUCACCUGUGCAGAGAACCGCGACCUGCGGCUGGUGGAUGGUGGCAGUCCCUGCGCUGGCCGCGUGGAGAUGCUGGAGCACGGCCAGUGGGGGUCUCUGUGUGACGACACGUGGGACCUGGAGGACGCCCACGUGGUGUGCAGGCAGCUGAGCUGCGGCUGGGCCAUCCAGGCCCUGCCAGGCUUGCACUUCGCCCCCGGCCAAGGGCCCAUCCACCGGGACCAGGUGAACUGCUCGGGGACCGAGGCCUACCUGUGGGACUGCCCGGGGCGGCCUGGAGAGCGCUACUGUGGCCACAAGGAGGACGCUGGCGUGGUGUGCUCAGAGCACCAGACCUUGCACCUGACGGGGGGCACCGACCGCUGCGAGGGGCAGGUGGAGGUGCACUUCCGCGGAGCCUGGAACACGGUGUGCGACAGCGAGUGGUACACAUCGGAGGCCCAGGUGCUCUGCCGGGCCCUGGGCUGUGGCACCGUGGCCGGAAUUCCCAGGGGGCUGCCCCACUCCCUGCCCGGCCGGAUGUACUACUCGUGCCAGGGAGACGAGCCCACCCUCUCGGACUGUUCGUGGCGGUUCAACAACUCCAACCUGUGCAGCCAGUCGAAGGCAGCCAGGGUCCUCUGCUCAGGUUCCCGGAAGCUGCUCAAUCAGUCCACGUCUGACCUUACCAGCGCACAGCCGGCCACCAUAGAGCCGUCGGUGACUGUGCCAACGGGGGACUGGACGCCUCGGGAGGUGAUGCUCCUCAUCCUCUGCUUCGUCCUGGGAACCCUCCUGCUGGGCGCGCUCAUCGGCAUCCUGGUCCUCCUCUUGAGAGUGAAAGGGAAAUACGCCCUCCCUGCCACGGUGACGCACCAACGCCGGCCCGCCGCCCCAGCCGGGGUCAAUAGCUACCAGGAGGUCCCCAGCACCGUCCCCAAGGAGGAAGCUCCCAAGCUGCCCCUCCAGGUCCAGGCCCCGCCCCCCGCGGACGCGGACUCCAGCUCCGACUCAGACUAUGAGCACUAUGACUUCAGCGCCCAGCCUCCCGUGGCCCUGACUACCUUCUACAAUUCCCAGCGAUACCGGGUCACGGAGGAGCAGGCCCAGCAGAACCGGUUCCGGAUGCCCGCCCUGGAGGAAGACCCCCCCAGCCUGGGCCCCCAGCAGCGCCCCCGGAGCAGCAGCGGGUCCAGCACGUCGUCCGGGGAGGGCUACUGCAACAGCCCCCGCAGCAGGCUCCCGCCGUGGGGCCCCCUCCCGGAGCAGCCCCCGCGCCUGGAGCUGGCUGGCUCCCAGGGAACCUUCUCAGGGCCCUCGGCUGACGACGGCUCCAGCACCUCCUCCGGGGAGUGGUACCAGAACUUCCAGCCGCCGCCGCUGCCCCCGCCCCCUCCUGAGGAGCCGCUUGGGUGUCCAGGGUCGCCCAGCCCCCAGCCCGCUUCCACCGACAACGAGGACUACGAUGACAUAGGGGCAGCUUAGCCGGCCCGCGAGGCCCCCGGGGCUCUGCCUGCGCCCUGUCCACCCUGUCCUCCCGGACCUGACCGUGCUCCUGCCCCAGCGCUGAGGGCCCCCCGGAGAAAGGAGAGGAAGCCACGCCCCCUCCGUCCACAAACAGAACCUGCUGCACCGCCACUGCCCGCCCCAGCCCGCAGGGUGCGGGGCCGCCCCCCGGAGGGCGAGCUCUCCGUGGCGGGGUGGACUGGAUGCGCCCGCCCCACUCAGCAGCUGCCCCGAGGGCUGAACUGGGGGACGCUGGGGACCCCGACCGCUGGUUCUGGUGCUCUGGUGCCGAGGCUCAGGGAGCCCAGAGCCCGAGUAACGAGGGACAGACAUGGGCCCAUCGGUUCUGCCAGGAGGUCCCGUGCCGUGGCCAUCCGUCCCUGCAGCGGGUCCGCGUCCGAGCCUCCCACAGCCCACAGCGUCCCGGCAGGCCCAGCGCGGCUCCGUCCCCGAGGGCGAAGGCGCAAGGAGACGGCCGGGAGGGGCCACGUGCCCGUCUGUCUGCCUGGGCAGGUGGGAGCCUCCCCGACCAGCCUGUGAACAGGCAGCGCCAGACCCAGAGCCCUGAACACGCAGCCUCCACAGCGGCCGGGGCAGCCUCCACAGCGGCCGGGGCAGCCUGGGAUUAA
Myotis daubentonii (Daubenton's bat) is the source of this 2897-nucleotide messenger RNA. It is a transcript of the gene CD6, whose product is annotated as CD6 molecule. The record is from RefSeq and is a predicted model, not a curated record. Lineage: Eukaryota; Metazoa; Chordata; Mammalia; Chiroptera; Vespertilionidae. Gene Ontology annotation, cellular component: membrane.